Sclerotinia sclerotiorum 1980 UF-70 is the source of this 1950-nucleotide messenger RNA. RefSeq lists its product as hypothetical. The coding region runs from base 1 to 1950 and encodes 649 amino acids. Gene Ontology annotation, biological process: actin filament bundle assembly; actin filament network formation. The record is from RefSeq and is a predicted model, not a curated record. The transcript is spliced from 5 exons. Gene Ontology annotation, cellular component: actin filament bundle; cytoplasm; actin filament. Lineage: Eukaryota; Fungi; Ascomycota; Leotiomycetes; Helotiales; Sclerotiniaceae. Gene Ontology annotation, molecular function: actin filament binding; calcium ion binding.
AUGAAUAUUAUCAAGUUGCAGAGGAAGUAUCCUCAAUUUGCGCAAGAUGAGAUCUUUGGUCUCCAAGAUGCCUUCCGCAAGCUCGACGUGGAUGACAAGGGAUAUAUUGAUGAGGCUACUGCUAUCAAAGCUACACAAGGGAGCGAAAGACAGCCUUACGAUGUUGUAAGGCAGGCUUUAAAAGAGGUCGAUCUUGACUCGUCUAGAAGAGUUGAGCUAGAGGAUUAUGUAGGACUUAUCUCCAAGCUACGGGUUUCGUCACCAGCACAGCAGCGCAUGUCAACCGGUCCACAGAGUCCUGCUCGUGGAAUAGUAUCUCAACAAACCGGAGGGGGGGCAAGCGGACAUGCCUCAAAGGCAAGCAUCAGUGGCCGUAUUCAAGUCCAAGGAUCUUCAUCGAACGUUACCCAUACCAUCAAUGAGGAUGAGCGAACAGAAUUUACCCGUCAUAUCAACGCAGUCUUGGCAGGCGACGCAGAUAUCGGCUCGCGUCUGCCAUUUCCCACAGAUACCUUUGAGAUGUUCGAUGAGUGUAAGGAUGGUCUAGUAUUAGCCAAGUUGAUCAACGACAGUGUGCCAGAUACUAUUGAUGAGCGUGUGCUAAACCGCCCCGGAAAGAAGAUCAAGACCCUCAACGCAUUCCAUAUGACUGAGAACAAUAACAUUGUUAUCGAAUCUGCGAAGGGUAUUGGUUGUUCGGUGGUCAACAUUGGCAGUGGAGAUAUCAUAGAAGUCCGAGAACAUUUGAUUUUGGGUCUAAUUUGGCAAAUUAUCCGAAGAGGUCUGUUGAACAAGAUCGAUAUCAAGCUUCACCCAGAGUUGUAUAGGCUCUUGGAGGAAGACGAGACAUUGGAACAAUUCUUGAGAUUACCUCCCGAGCAAAUCUUACUUAGAUGGGUCAACUAUCAUUUGAAAGCUGCGAAUUGGCCACGAAGAGUUACGAACUUUUCUAGCGAUGUGAAGGAUGCUGAAAAUUACACUGUUCUCCUAGCUCAGAUUGCGCCAGAGUGUUGCGAUCGUGGACCAUUACAAACAGGCGACCUUUUGCAGAGAGCGGAGCAGGUUUUACAGAACGCAGAUAAACUUGACUGCCGAAAGUUCCUUACGCCUAGUUCUCUUGUAGCUGGAAACCCCAAAUUAAACUUGGCUUUUGUUGCCAAUCUCUUCAAUACCCGUCCAGCGCUAGAUCCGAUCACGGAAGAAGAGAAAGCCCAGGUUGAUGAUUUCGAUGCAGAAGGCGAGAGAGAAGCAAGAGUUUUCACUCUCUGGUUGAACAGUCUCGAUGUGCAACCUGCUGUGAAUUCCUUAUACGAAGACCUCAAAGACGGCACCAUCAUCCUACAGGCAUACGACAAAGUUAUCAAGGGUUCCGUCAAUUGGCGCCAUGUGAACAAGGUGCCUGCCGGUGGAGAAAUGUCGAGAUUCAAGGCCCUAGAGAACACAAACUACGCUAUCGAACUUGGGAAACAAAACCGUUUCUCAUUAGUCGGUGUUCAAGGAGCUGAUAUUUACGAUGGUCAACGAACUCUUACACUCGGUCUCGUUUGGCAAUUGAUGCGCAGAGAUAUUUCCGAGACCCUCACAGCCCUUGCUCAACGUCUCGGAAAGCGUGAAAUUUCAGAUGCAGAAAUGAUCAAAUGGGCCAAUAACAUGUCACAGAAGGGAGGCAAGAGCUCUACUAUCCGCUCUUUCAAGGAUCAAUCGAUUGGAAGUGGUGUCUUCCUUCUUGAUGUUUUGAAUGGAAUGAAGAGCAGUUACGUAGAUUACGAUCUCGUGACACCAGGGACAAAUGAGGAUGAUGCUUACAUGAACGCCAAGUUGAGUAUCAGUAUCGCAAGAAAGAUGGGUGCGACAAUUUGGUUGGUGCCAGAGGAUAUCUGCCAAGUGAGAAGUCGCUUGGUGACUACUUUCAUUGGUUCCCUGAUGGCUACAUAUGAGAAGAUGCAGUAA